This is a messenger RNA of Anopheles funestus (African malaria mosquito), 6823 nucleotides long. RefSeq names its product protein bicaudal D (gene BicD). The coding region runs from base 645 to 3050 and encodes 801 amino acids. Lineage: Eukaryota; Metazoa; Arthropoda; Insecta; Diptera; Culicidae. Gene Ontology annotation, molecular function: cytoskeletal adaptor activity; dynactin binding; dynein complex binding. The record is from RefSeq and is a predicted model, not a curated record. Gene Ontology annotation, cellular component: cytosol; Golgi apparatus. The transcript has 10 exons. Gene Ontology annotation, biological process: microtubule anchoring at microtubule organizing center; protein localization to organelle; regulation of microtubule cytoskeleton organization.
CCAGCUUAUUUCAGACUGUACCAAUUUGUUGUCUGGGAAAAGUUGCGUUCCGUCUCGCACUCUGCCGCGGUGGCCAGGAAUUUCUAAAAGGCAAGUGUAGUCGAGAGAAAAAUCAGAAGGUUUUCCUGUUUUGAUAUUUUUUUGGAAGCACAAUACAACACUCGUGCUUUGUUUCAUGUGCCCCAUCAUUAUUGCUUCCGCGCGGCACAGUGAUACAGUUUGCGAUUUACGCUGGAGAUCAACGCUUUCGAUGUUCGGAGUGAAAAUAGAAAAGAGAAACGGCCAAUGUCACCUAAUCGUUUGAGGUGGCACAAGUGUAACACACCUCCCAGCCGAUGAUAGGGGAGAAGAAAAAACAGUGCUUCUAACCCACAAAUAGUGUAAUGACUAGUACGGGUUUGUUUUAUCGUGAGGACGCAUAAAGCCAGCAUUCCGCCACACCGAGAGGGCAACAUUCCUUUGCGUAACUUCUUGGACGCAGUGCCUCUGGGACUGGUGCACGAAGGCCCAUUUUCUGAUAGAAUUACCACCGAACCGAACCCCGACCGCCGUGCCUCUCCGCUGAUUGCUCUACGCUCCGAUCCUUUUGCGGAGAAGAGUGUUCUAUCAGGAAGCCAAAAAAAGGAACACACAUAUAACCGAAAAUGACAUCAUCAUCAGAACUAGAAACCCUGCGGUCCGAAAUCGAACGCCUGACGCGGGAGCUGGACCAGGUGAGCAGCGAGAAUAUUCAAUCUGCCAAGUAUGGUUUGGGGCUGCUGGAGGAAAAACAAAACCUGCAAGUGAAAUGUGAGGAGCUGGAAUCGCUGUACGAGAACACAAAACUCGAACUCGACAUUACACAAGAGGCUUUACAAAAAUUUCAAAAAACCCAACAAGUCACCACGAAGACAGGCAUCGAACAAGAAGAUGCAUUGCUCAACGAAUCGGCGGCGAUGGAAACAUCCCUCAACAUGCAGAUCGUGGAGCUGGAAAAUGAAACCAAACAGCUACGCCACGAGCUAGACCGUGUAACGAGCGAACGGGACCGCAUGCUACAGGAGAACGCUGAAAUAGGCCGCGAUAAAUCCGGUACCGAGGCGGAACGAGCGCGGCUUAAGGCUGAGCUGAAGGAUAUGAAAUAUCGCGAAGCCCGUAUGCUGGCCGACUAUUCGGAACUCGAAGAAGAAAACAUUUCCCUCCAAAAGCAGGUGUCCAGUUUGCGCAGCUCUCAGGUGGAAUUUGAAGGCGCAAAGCACGAAAUUCGACGGCUCACGGAGGAAAUUCAGCUGUUAAAUUCGCAGGUGGAAGAAUUGGCUAGUCUUAAAAAAAUAGCUGAAAAACAGAUGGAAGAUGCCUUGACUGCACUGCAAGUUGAAAGGGAGAAUAAAUACGCUUUGAAGAAAGAGCUUGAUGCACAUAUCAACCGUGAAUCGAUGUACAACAUAAGUAAUCUGGCAUAUAGUAUACGUAGUAUGGAAGAAAAUGCCCUGAAUAGCAGUGACUGCGAAGAGGAAAUACCGGCAUUGAGAGAUUCCACCCUAAAGCGUUUGGAAGCUACUCUCGAAGCAGAAACAGCAGAUCUGAAAUCGCCCGACGCCACAAAAGGUGACCUGUUCUCCGAGAUCCAUCUGAACGAGCUUAAAAAACUCGAGAAACAGCUGGAAACGAUGGAAACUGAGAAGCUCUGCCUGACCGCAAAUCUGCGUGAUGCUCAACAAAAUCUAGACAAAAGCCAGAACGAUUUGCAAAACUUUAUGGCAAAGUUGAUGUUGCUCGCUGCACACGUGGAUGCACUGCACACGCUUAAAAAGCAGAUUCAAAUCGAAGAAAAUAUAACGGUGUCUGCCGCAAAGGACAAAGAUGCGAAUGACAAAUUGAACGAAGCCAUCAUGCAGUACUCGAGUUGGUUUACAUUGAGCUCGAAGGAAAUUGAUACAUUAAAGGCUGAUUUGGCAGAGCUACAGAAAGGAUUGAACUGUUCCGACGCAAUGACUGUACUGCGCAAUGAAAUAACGAAUCUAAAGAACAAGCUUUUGUCUGUUGAACAAAAAUCAUUGGACUUGCACAGUGACAUCCAGGUGCUCACGACGCUAUCGCAAACAGCCGGCCAAAGUUUGAACACGACGCGAACCAACUUGGUUGCGUUGAGCGACGAUUUAGCGCAACUAUAUCACCUAGUAUGCACGGUUAACGGGGAAACUCCCAAUCGUGUACUGCUGGACCACAAAAAUGACGACUUAAGCUUUGAGAAUGAUUCAUUGACGGCGAUUCAGUCGCAGCUGAAAUCGGACAUACUUACCUCGAAGCCGCAUGUUUUCGAAGACCUGCAAGCAUUGAGCGAUGCAGUUGAAAUUCGUAAAUACGUUGACACCGUGAGUGACCAGAUUCGAUACCUUAAAACUGCCGUCGAACACACGAUCGAGUUGAACAAAGAUAAGGUGGUAACGGAUUCCUCAGUUACGUCGUCGGGCGAUGUAAAGGAGGCGAAGGAAGAGAUUGCCGAUCUGCACGAACAAAUCAUCAAGCUGCGCAGCUUGCUUUCGACGAAACGGGAACAGAUCGCAACGCUGCGGACUGUUCUCAAGUCAAACAAGAACACGGCCGAAGUGGCGCUGACGAAUCUGAAAUCCAAGUACGAAAACGAGAAGCUAGUCGUCAGCGAUACUAUGUCAAAGCUGCGAAACGAACUACGCAUUCUGAAGGAAGAUGCAGCAACGUUUUCCAGUCUUCGCGCUAUGUUUGCGGCUCGCUGCGAGGAGUAUGUCACUCAGGUUGACGAAUUAACACAUCAGCUCGCAGCAGCUGAAGAGGAGAAGAAAACACUGAACCAGCUUCUUCGGUUAGCUGUGCAGCAGAAGCUAGGAUUGACGCAAAAGCUAGAGGAACUUGAGAUGGAUCGUGAAAUGCGCCACGUGCGUCGUCCAGCAGCUUCCCAGCGUGGUGGAGGUGGUGGUGGUGGAGGAGGAGGCGGAAAGUCGGCAUUCUCGCGCGGCCAACCGGCCCGCAACAGCCUUCAGAAUCCGAACAGCAACAGCAAUAGUAACAAUCCGAACCAAGCUUUCUUCUAACAUAAGGUGAGCGUACAACGUAAAAUUCUGGCGUUCCUUUACACACUGCUUAAGCUGUAAAGUGAAACAUACCGGGUAAGAGUGUUGUAGUUUUAGGUAACGGUAAAGUGGAGUGAUGAAUUGCAACCAAAAAUUAUCAUCGGCAUAUGUGAAUCUUUCAUCGAUCUCCAGGGUUUUGAUUUGGUUGUGUCUUGUUUUACGCUCUUUUUCGUAAACAUAAACGUUCAGAAAACACACAGAGCUAUGACCAGGUGGUCCGUCCCACCAAUGAAUGAAUGAAUGAAAUCGCAUAGUUGCGUUCCUGAAGCGAACGCAAAUGACCACGAGUAGCUGUUUAACAAAGAAAAGCAUAUUUCCAUCCAUUAAAGAAACGAACGAGAAUUGAAAAAUAGUUGCAAUAUACAAACUCGUUGUAAAACGUACUGAUCAGCGUAAGGAUCGUGUGUUUCGGAGAAAGGCAGCACAGUGCGUCCAGUAAACCUGUGUAAUUGUCCGAAGGACACAAACGAGCGCGCUUUAAGAUAUAUUUAUUCGCACCGAGUGUGGCAGCUGCAAUAGCGUUUGAAAAGAUUAUUGUAACUAACGACAAGGGAAACAUAUGGUAGCGUUGUUUUGUGAGAAAAAAGGAGAUGACUGAUUGAGAGGCGCAAAUUGAUGAAGGUACACGUUUCUUUUCGAUUAUAUUAACUAUUGAUUAUUAGACAAUGCUAAUCACACGGUUCGGCAACCUUGUGUUGAACGGUGUCAGUGGUUGUGGUAUGGAUAAUAUUGGAUGACUAUAGCAGCACAUGUGUGGCCGUAAAUUUAUUUCAAGAAUUAUAGAUAGACGUUAUUUAUUGAUUCACCAGCAAAUACCAUACCGAUGCUGUAACAAAAUUGUAAUCGAAUACUUUACUGCGACGAGACGACGGCGCGAUUAUCCAAUUAACGGGAAGUUCUUAUCUUUAACGAUGCACUCAUGUGACACAAUUUAACGAAAGGGACCUUUUGUUCAUCGGUUGUAAUGGUGGCAUAUAAAGCACACGACGAAAUCUGGACCAACAUUUUUAUGACUUCCACUGGUUCCUGAUGUUGAAUCGACACGCAUCGUAGUAUUUUAUCUCGUAUUUACUCACCGAUGCUGCUAUAAAGGUUCGCAACAAAAGUGAGAAGCAUGAGUGGUAAAGUAAAUUUGUCACACGUGCAAGUUGCACUGCAUGGUGUGUAUAUUGAUUUCAAUCCUUCAAGAUUACUCGACACCACUGCUUGUUGCAUUUUAUACGAUAGCAAUGGUUCGGCUCGUUUAGAGGACGGCCGCUUUUCGUGAACACUGAAUUGCAAAGUUUAGUGAUAGGGUUGUUAGUAGAAAAUCCUAGAAGUAGGAACAUGGUCCCAAUCGGUGGCUAGCAUCGCACUUCCUUUUAUAUUCAAUUAGGUCUUCCUUGGAUUGUUAGAAAAACAGUCGUUUAAAGUCGGGUGUCUAAAGCAUUGUAACCGGUAGUUUGUUAAAUAUUAGGCAUCCCUCACACUAGAAACACGGAAAUUAUUUGCAUUGUAUCCGUUCUUCAUUGAUACAGCAUCUAGUAACUAUCUGUCCAACAUAGUACAGGUUAGGUUUUCGAAAUUGUGAUUUUUGUCAGUUACGAUAUGCAACAUAUUCUCAGACAUGAAUAGAGCAAGGUAAAUUAGAAACAAAAUUAGGAGAACCGUAUCGAACAGUGUCAAAAGUAAUGAAAACAAAAAAACAAAAACGAAUUAGUAACCACUAGACGCACUCGUCGAUGUAAUUCAACGGGUGUGCGUGUCCUCAUAGAAAAAAAACUUCUAAUCGUCCAAAAUUAAUUAUUAGAACGUUAUAUCCUCUAAUCAAUCCAUUUGCCAAUAUUUUUGAGAAGAAACAGGUUAUGUGAAUAAUAAAGAUAUUAUAACAGCAAAACUGCAUGGAAAUUUAGUGUAGCUGUUUGUUAUGUUGUUGAAUCUGUUCUUGGAUUAAACAAUGACAAACAACAAAAAACACACAACGGCAUGAAUUGUGCGGGCAGAAAGAACAUCGCAUUACAAUAUGGUGAAAUCUCCAAUUGGAUGUAAGACAAAGAUAUGAUUAAACAUACACUGUAAAAGUCUACCGAGCCAUAUAUUUAUUGUAAAAUAGUGGAAAGUAAAGGAAAGCAACAAAUAUUUCCAAGAAGAAAUGAAACAGGAAACAGCAGCUUAUCGUUCUCAAAAUAAUGUUUAACAAAAAUAUUUGGAAAUUCUAAAUAUUGAAACAGAAUAAUGGGUCAACUCGACUAAAGUUACUGGAAAAAAAACAAAAUCGAAAAAAGGUUCAUGUUAAGAUUAUUGUGCAAUAGCAACUAAGCAGGAAAAAAUCGAACCGAUAUUUCUUAGCCACUUAAAUGGACAGCGUUGAAAUUAGCACAAGAAGAUUAGUACGGAAUGCGAUACGAAGUAACAACGUAUGAACUACGAAAUUAAUAAUAAUUAAUCACCGUCCCUUUUUUGAAAUGAAGAUGUUAAGCAGGCGAAACGAAAGAGUGUAAUAAUUAACUAUACGAAAGUGGUAUGACGCGAAAGACAGUUUUUGUACUUACGUAGUACAUUUGCUAUCAAAUCGAAAUCACACCAUGUAGGGAGACAAUUGUUAGAAAUAUUCCAGACAUUGAAAGCAAAUGAAAACAAAACACAUUUGGAUAUCUCGUAUAUUGUAUAUAUAUAUGUGUGUGUUUUCCCUUUUUAUAUUAUAGUUAUACAAUGAAUUUGGAAAUUAUAUGUAUCACGUUUAUGAGUUGUCUUUUGCACAAAACAAACUACUCAGCAAAUAUCAAGCAUCGUUUAUUGUUUUGAUUUCGUGAAAUGCUGAAUUGAUCGUUGAUUUCUUUGCUAAUUAAAAGCUGGUUGCUAUUAUGUUUGGUUAUUACGGUUAAAUCGAUUAUACAAUUUAAGGAAUAUACACAGCUAGUACUUUUAUGUGAUAGUGAUGUUUCUUCUAAGUAUCUUCUAAUUUUGUUACAAAAUCAGUGUAGAAUGAAAGAGUCGUCAAAAUGGAAGAUACAAAAGUAACUCCCAAUUCGAAAAUGGUAGUCCACAACAGUAAGACUUGUACUGUAGCAAAGAUUAGCAUUUGAUUAAAUUUCAACUUUCAAUGUAGAUGCAUUAAUGGAACGAAAAAAAACACACAAACAACGCAGCAUAUUGUAACACCGGAAAUAUCAGCGAUUGAAAUAUUGGAAAAGUUACAGUACAUGAAUUAAUAGCACGGUAUAAGUAAACCUACGGAAAUUGUUUGUGCAUCCUAAUUUGAUUUGAUCCAAGAGUUGUGUUUCACGAGUACUGAACCAUCGAAAAAUUUGAUAUGUAGUGUGCAAAAAUCCCUCCUUUCGUAUCCAUAGGCGUAAGGUUACUACCAGUACUAUAACAGCAUAGUGAUAGCGUUCAUUUAAUUAGCAGUUUAGUAGGUGUAGUGAUUGUAAGUAAUUACCAGAAACAACAAUCGUAUUCCCUCCUAGCGUAGUGAAAUUUAUACAUACUAACCAUAGUUCGUUCUUAAUUUACUACGACACAAGAAAACAAUCAGGCGUAGGUUCCCAAAUACUAAAACAAAAAGAUGAUAAAAACGAGUAGAAGAGAGUAGAACGAAAGAAGAAAAGUAAACGAGCAACUGUGGAAACUAGCAAGAAUGAUAGUACUCCACAAAUGUCCAUUUUGUGUCUAUUCUUCGCACAGGUUUGAGUAAUGUUUUGUUUCUGUUGGACAAAUAGCAACCAUUAAACUGGUAAACGUGGUAAAACGUUUAA